ACUUAAUUUUAUUAUAACCCUUCUUCUUCAAUCUGCCAUUUCCAUCAAAUACAACCCAAAGUUUCAAUCUUUAUUGAUUUUUUGAAUUGCCCAUCAUCAAAUCCAUGGAAAUUCCAUCCAAAAAUAUGAUUUUGUGAUACUUGAAGCUCAGAAUUUGGAGAAAGAAAGAGGGAAAAAUGAGGACUUUGUGUGAUGUUUGUGAAGGUGCUGCUGCAAUCUUCUUUUGUGCUGCUGAUGAGGCUGCGCUUUGCCGUGCUUGUGAUGAGAAGGUUCAUAUGUGUAACAAGCUUGCUAGUCGACAUAUACGUGUUGGACUUGCUGCCCCGAAUGCUGUACCAAAAUGUGACAUUUGCGAAAAUGCACCUGCUUUCUUUUAUUGCGAGAUUGAUGGGAGUUCGCUUUGCCUGCAAUGCGACAUGGUUGUUCAUGUUGGCGGUAAAAGAACUCACAGACGAUAUCUCUUAUUGAGGCAGAGAGCAGAGUUUCCAGGGGAUAAAUAUGUCAAUGUUGAAGACAUGAGCUCACAAGGGACACAAGGUGAUCAAAUGGAAGUUAGGAGGGAACCAAAUCAAUCAUCUGACGCAAUUGUGAUGGAGAAGGAGCAAAAUCAUGUAGUACAUGUAGAUGGUAAUGGUGUUUCUGAUGCUCAAAUGGAUAACAAAAUGAUUGAUCUUAAUGCCAGACCCCAAAGGACUUCUGGGCAGUCUCCUAACAAUAACCAGACACAGGGAAUGGACUAUGUUCCUGGAACUAAUGGUGAUUCUGCAAGUGUUGUUCCUGUUAGAUCUUUUAAAAGUGAGCCGGAAAAAUGAAUCAGAUCGCAAAAUGCAAAUAUGCUUACUGAAGGCCCCAUAAUCCUGAUUAUACCUUGGGACUUGAAGUUUAUUCUUGCAUGUAAAAAGCCAAAGUCAUAGGCUUUAAAAAAACAUUCAUAUGAAGUCCCUUAUCUUGGCAUGCCCCUGAGGACAAACUCCAUAACUUAAACUGGGUGUUCUUUGUAAGUAGAGUGGAUUCACUGUGGCCAUUGUUACCAUCGCUGAAGUAAGUGAUUACGGAUAAAUGAUAUUGCUCAGGCUGAAACUCCAUAUAUGUGUACAGGUGUGAAUUGUUACACACCGGUGAAGAUGAGAGAAAGUAACCACUUUAUAAGCUGUUGGAGUUGCUCCCUUCAUUGAUUUUUGGGAUAAAACCUUAAUUAGGCUUAUAAGUGGUUUUAUUUUCCUCUUUCUUCAUAGACAUGGCUCAGCUCCAAUUCCAAUUUUCUCAAAAUUUAACAUUGUAUGGUCUAGGUUCAAGUAAAAAUGUUUUCAGCAACAAAUUUUCAUCUAGUAUACAGUGUUUGAAGCAUCUGCUAUAUUUCUU
Chenopodium quinoa (quinoa) is the source of this 1362-nucleotide messenger RNA. Its product is annotated as B-box zinc finger protein 19-like. Gene Ontology annotation, biological process: regulation of DNA-templated transcription; photomorphogenesis. Gene Ontology annotation, molecular function: zinc ion binding. Gene Ontology annotation, cellular component: nucleus. The record is from RefSeq and is a predicted model, not a curated record. The coding region runs from base 177 to 812 and encodes 211 amino acids. The transcript has 6 exons. NCBI's taxonomy places the organism in Eukaryota, Viridiplantae, Streptophyta, Magnoliopsida, Caryophyllales, Amaranthaceae.